AUGAAGGUUAUCAACAUUACGGAAAUUCUUCUGGACCCAUUGGUAAAGGAAGACUCCCUAGCUCGAUUUUCGAAAAAGCAUCACGUGGACAAGGAACGCUCCCUGAUGAGAGUGCUGGUAGUGAGCCUUGUGUAUUACCCGGAGAUGCUGGCAGUGAGCCUUGUGUACUCCUCAGAUUGCCCGAUACUUGACUCGACAGUGGGGUCCCGUAGGCAUUCAUACUUGUCGACCAUUAUUAUCCUCUUGCAGAACGAUGUUGGUGGGUUGAAUGCACGUGACCAAGAGCAGUGGAUACUUGUUACGCCUAUAAAAGGUGCAUUAAUUGUUAAUGUAGAGGAUACUUUGCAGAUCCUCAGCAAUGGCAACUAUUAA
This is a messenger RNA of Striga hermonthica, 372 nucleotides long. Lineage: Eukaryota; Viridiplantae; Streptophyta; Magnoliopsida; Lamiales; Orobanchaceae. The record is from the annotation of a GenBank genome assembly.